AUGUCAUCAUCAUCAUCAUCAUCAUCAUCAUCAUCAUCAAACACGGCGAUGGCGGUGUUGGUGCCGGCAGCACUGCAGCCGCUGGUGGUGGACGGCGGGGCGGAACUCGUCGUGGAAAAACGCACAGGCGGUCGGAAACGUCUUUUCGUGCGGCUCCCAGACGAGGCAGAGCGGCGACAGCGGGCAGCACUCGAACACACGAACCCCAACACUAAUUUAAAUGCUAAUGCCCAUACAAAUAGACAUCAACACGCUCUUGAGCAGUUGCGUUGGGCCCGUGCCACUCUUUGGCACGAUGAUCGUCUUCGACGUUAUUUACGUACUGCCGAUUACAUGACGUGGCCAUCUGUUAGUGAACUCACCGCAAUGGUAGAUCUCGUCUGCUCUGCAAAGGAGACGGAUGAGGUACCUGAUUUUGUUGGCGCUAGUGCACUUAAGAGGGCAGUAAAGAUCAUCGCCGCUGAGGAUCUCUACCCCGGUUUGCACCCAUUGAAGGAGGAGACACUUACUGGGAAGCUAUUGGCCUUUGCGUCAACAUCUGGUGAUGGUUGCGCAAUUGGUGAAACACUACAUGAAGUGAAUCCAAAGAAAAAACAAAAGGAAAAUAAAGAAAAAGAAGAAGAAUCUACUACGAGUUCAGUUUGGGUUAUAGAUUUAAAUACACAAUCCUUUUCCCUUGAUGAGGUUACACGUCUUCAGCUUACAAUGUCUGUACAGGAAGAAUGUGUAAAAAUUAUACAGCCCAGUCUGGCUGUUGCAAGCUGUGGUAAUUCUUGGAAAGAUGUAGUUGCGGUACAUCGUCGUAGUAUAGAUGCGCAUUAUGUAAGUCUAUUUUGUAGUAUCCCAGAUUGUAUUACACAUUUUGGUAUAAAAGCGGAUUAUUUAGCAAAGGCUGUAAGUAAUGCAGCACAGCAGGGACACCGUGUCCGUUUACGUCUUGGUGUUUACCUUACCUUGAUACAUCGAAAUGAAGUGUAUGUGAUUAAACGUUCAUCUCAACAAGGUAUUGUAAUGGAGGAUGAAGAAGAGUUAAAGGUGAGUUUUGAAGGGAAAACAAGAAAAAAUUUUGAUAUGUACAAUGAUGCUGGAUUACUUUUACAUACGUCAGAAGGGGAAAAUAUUGAGAAUAUACUCCGUUCACGUUUUUUAAGUCCUCUUGCUUCUGAAUGUAAAAUUUCCGAGUCGGUGGCACUCACUGCCUUCACAACGAUGACCCAUGUAGUGGUAGAACACAAUCCUAUUGCUAUUAUUCACGGUUCUCGCGUAACAGGUGUAUUUCCAGAAAAUAAUGAGGCACGUGCCGAUUUAGUGGAGUUACUUGCAUCUCGUGAAGGAGUUAUAAAUAAUCGAGCAGCACAACAACAACAACAACAACGUUAUGAACAGAAGAAUACGACGGAAACUAUGUCGUCUUCAUCCUCUCUUGCGUUAACGGGCGAGCAGCUUCGCCGUGGUGUGGAUGAGGCAGUCUUUAAGACACUUUCACAAGAACCAAUGACGAAAGUAGCAUUGAGUGCACAUGUGAAUAUGUCACGAUUCCGAGGUCUCUCUAAUUUUGAUGCAGUUUUGAAAGAUUCAUUAAAGAGGAACACUGAAUACCGUGGGAAGAAAUAUUACCUGAAGGAUUAA
Molecule: messenger RNA, 1629 nt
Organism: Trypanosoma theileri
Lineage: Eukaryota; Euglenozoa; Kinetoplastea; Trypanosomatida; Trypanosomatidae
Product: putative amino acid tansporter
Exons: 1
Coding region: 1-1629 (542 amino acids)
Source: RefSeq, a predicted model, not a curated record